This is a messenger RNA of Colletotrichum fioriniae, 1572 nucleotides long. NCBI's taxonomy places the organism in Eukaryota, Fungi, Ascomycota, Sordariomycetes, Glomerellales, Glomerellaceae. The record is from RefSeq and is a predicted model, not a curated record.
AUGUCUGUUUUCUUCAAGGACAUCUCCACGGACAACCCCGUGCAGAAAGGCGACGUCGAGAAGCUGCUCGAGCCACUCGGUUUGAAAAUCAAGGCUGAGGAAUCGGCCGAUUAUCAGAGACUGCUUGCUGCGGUGCACGAUUGCGCUACCCGUAUCGACAGUCUUCCAGACUACCAGCCGGCCCCCGACACGAAACGAUACCCCCGCGAGAAUUUCUUCGGCAGCGACGCUUUUCCUCCUUGGACGCCAUCGACGGAUGCCACAGUAGUGACGCGAGUACUGGAUGCCGGAGCCGACAUUCUAGGGACUGCUACAUGUGAGCACUUUUGUAACUCCACGGCAUCCUUCACCAGCGCGCAGGGCACAAUCGAAAAUCCCUAUAAGGAAGGCUACUCCACUGGGGGCAGCACCUCUGGGGGUGCUGCCCUUGUUUGUUCCGGAAAGAUCGAUAUCGCGCUAGGCACAGAUCAAGGCGGCAGCAUCCGGGUUCCAGCUUCAUUUUGCGGCUGCGUCGGUGUGAAACCGACUCACGGCCUGGUGCCUUUCACGGGUAUCACAAGUGGCGAUGCCAUUGAUGACCAUGCCGGGCCCAUUUGCCGCUCGGUCACAGAAGCUGCUGAGUGCCUUGAUGCGAUCUCCGGAUACGACGGCAUCGACGAUAAAUCUUUAGGCGCUGCGGCUCAUGGCUCCUACAACUUCUCUGCUGCUCUGUCAGGGAGCUCCGGUCGUUUGGACGGAAUUAAGAUUGGUCUUCUGAGGGAGGGCUUUGAUCAAGAGAUUGUCGACGCCAGAGUCAAAGAACACGUCCUUUCCGCCGCCCGGAAACUGGAGUCUCUAGGGGCAAUCGUCGAGCAUGUAUCCGUCCCUCUUCACCUAGAAGGCCCUUCAAUAUGGACAAUCCAACAACGUAUUGCGGGCUCAUCGGGUAUGCUGGGGAGAGCUUCGGGACACAGAGGUCUUGGCCUGACCGAGUUUGAAAAGGCACGGCUGCCCUGGGUUGAUUCGAGCUUUCAAAAGCUCUUCCCCUCCACAAAGAACACCUUCAUCAACGGCUUGUAUCUUUCGGACAAGUUUCCGGGUCUCUACAGCAAAACAGUCAACAUCGGUCGGCAGAUCAGCGACGCCUACCAGAGCAAGUUUCAAACGUACGAUGCGAUUAUCAUGCCAACGACCCCUUUUGUAGCACCACGACAUGGGCCUCGAGACUCUGUGUUGGGUUCAUUUGAACCCACCAUAGGAUUGACCACCAACACCGCCGUAUUCAACGUUACUGGACAUCCAGCAAUGUCAAUACCCGUAGGAUUUGUCGCCGCCAAGGAUGACGCGCAGGUCUUACUACCUGUAGGCAUGCAAAUUGUCGGAGGGCUAUGGCAAGAGAAGAAGAUCCUCACCAUCGCUCAUGCAUGGGAGACCAAUUUUGACUGGAAGAGCGUCACGAGCACGCCCGAAGCUCCUGAAUCUCUUCCGGAGACUCUGACAACGGGCUCAAGUGUCAAAGUCAAUGGCAGGACGAUGCCUGAGGUUAAUGGCACAACUUCACCAAGUCUUAAGCGUGUGAAGUUGGCCGUUUGA